Knipowitschia caucasica is the source of this 1494-nucleotide messenger RNA. NCBI's taxonomy places the organism in Eukaryota, Metazoa, Chordata, Actinopteri, Gobiiformes, Gobiidae. The record is from the annotation of a GenBank genome assembly.
AUGACGUCCAAAGGUGGGCUGGUGGGCGGAGUCAGCUCCUCGCACUGCAUCACCUGUGGAGUGUAUUGCAGAAGCCACGCCUACUUCCUGUCUCACCUGGCCUCAGCUCACCCCACCCUGCUCCAUAGUGCCCCCGUAGGACGCCUGGGGAAAGUUUUUCUGUAUCAGCAGUCAGGGAAAUUGUUCCACUGCGAGAUCUGCUUCUACAGUCAUCGGGACUUCACACAGGACCCAGAGUUGGACAGGUCUCAACUGGAGAAUGAACUGGAGAAUGAAGUGGAGGAUAAACGGAGGAGCCCUCCCCCGACAGUGGCUCCUCCGCUCACCUUGGCCCCUCCUCCGCUCACCUUGGCCCCUCCCCCACCAGUGGCUCGUCCGCUCACCGUGGCCCCUCCCCCCUCGUCUUCCUCCCCCCUCUUCCAGCUCUCCUCUGGUCUGUACCAUUGUUUGCGUUGUGAUUGGUCGCACAAGAUCCGCACCAUCGCCGUGAACCACGUGGUCCGCAAACACGACUCGCCACAGCACCUCUAUGAUGUCAUUGAGCCACUUCCCACAAGCCAAUCAGAGUCAGCCUCCGCCCCCGUGGAGGAGGAAGAGGAAGUAACUCCAGAGGCCAUCACACAGGAACUGGAGGCAACAAACAUCCUGCGUUUCUAUAACAACAGAGUCGAGUGUCAAUGCGGCUGGAAGGCCAAGGUCAAGAGAGGCUCAAGGGGUUUUGCGUUGAACCACUUGGAGAGGGCCCAUGACCUGCCUCGCUCCCACUGCUGCUCCAUCUGUGGACAGAACUUCACCAUGUCGUAUCAGCUCCGAGAGCACAUCAAACUGCUCCACCGGCCGGGGCGCUACCACUGCCCGUUCUGCAUCUUCAGGUCAGAUUUUUAUGGCGGAUUUCGACGUCACAGCUCAAAGUCCCUCCCCCGACAGUGGCUCCUCCGCUCACCUUGGCCCCUCCUCCGCUUCACCUUGGCCCCUCCCCCACCAGUGGCUCGUCCGCUCACCGUGGCCCCUCCCCCCUCGUCUUCCUCCCCCCUCUUCCAGCUCUCCUCUGGUCUGUACCAUUGUUUGCGUUGUGAUUGGUCGCACAAGAUCCGCACCAUCGCCGUGAACCACGUGGUCCGCAAACACGACUCGCCACAGCACCUCUAUGAUGUCAUUGAGCCACUUCCCACAAGCCAAUCAGAGUCAGCCUCCGCCCCCGUGGAGGAGGAAGAGGAAGUAACUCCAGAGGCCAUCACACAGGAACUGGAGGCAACAAACAUCCUGCGUUUCUAUAACAACAGAGUCGAGUGUCAAUGCGGCUGGAAGGCCAAGGUCAAGAGAGGCUCAAGGGGUUUUGCGUUGAACCACUUGGAGAGGGCCCAUGACCUGCCUCGCUCCCACUGCUGCUCCAUCUGUGGACAGAACUUCACCAUGUCGUAUCAGCUCCGAGAGCACAUCAAACUGCUCCACCGGCCGGGGCGCUACCACUGCCCGUUCUGCAUCUUCAGGUGA